AUGUCAUCCACCAAAUCAGACAUGACUCCCACGACCGCCCUCCCAUCAACCACAACAAGCACCCCCUCAAAGCUCACCACAAACACCAUAAACACCCUUGCCGUCAUGCGCGGCCUUAUCGGCAUCGGCUCCAUGAUCGCGCCCAUCCCCGUAGGAUCACUAUUCGGCCUAGGCCGUCUCUCCCCCGGCGGCGCGCUCGUGAUGCGUCUUGCCGGCUCCCGCGAUCUCGCCGCUGCGGGCCUGCUCUGGACCGCGAAACAGGACGGCACGACAGAGGUGGAGAAGAGCGAGGUUAGGAGAGCGCUGUGGGCGGGGAUCGCGAUUGAUGCGAUGGACGUGGGCAGUACAUUGCUGCUGUUGGGUCAGGGGGGCAUCAGGGGGAGGUUUGCGGGGUUGUUUAUUGCGGGCGGGGUUGGGUUUGUGGGGAUGGCGGGGAUAGGGUUGAGGGGGAUUUGA
This is a messenger RNA of Pseudovirgaria hyperparasitica, 456 nucleotides long. RefSeq lists its product as uncharacterized. NCBI's taxonomy places the organism in Eukaryota, Fungi, Ascomycota, Dothideomycetes, Acrospermales, Acrospermaceae. The record is from RefSeq and is a predicted model, not a curated record. Bases 1 to 456 code for a protein of 151 amino acids. The transcript has a single exon.